Molecule: messenger RNA, 786 nt
Organism: Cynocephalus volans (Philippine flying lemur)
Lineage: Eukaryota; Metazoa; Chordata; Mammalia; Dermoptera; Cynocephalidae
Gene: CIMAP1B
Product: ciliary microtubule associated protein 1B
Exons: 6
Coding region: 1-786 (261 amino acids)
Cellular component (GO): cytoskeleton
Source: RefSeq, a predicted model, not a curated record
AUGGGCUCGGACGCCUGGGUCGGCCCCUGGCGGCCGCACCGGCCCCGCGGCCCCAUCGCCGCGCUCUGCAGAGGCCCGGGGCCCAGAUACCAGCUGCCGCCGAGCACCGGCUACGUCCGGCACGACCCGUCGCGGCCACGCGCCCCCGCCUACACCUUCGGCGCGCGCUUCCCCGCGCAGCGGGCCACGUGCGGCCCCGGGCCGGGCCACCUGGUGCCCGCGCGAAUGACCGUGCGCGGCCCGGACGGCGCCCCCUCCUACUCCAUCUACGGCCGCCCGCGCCACGCGGCGCCCUUCCUCACUCCAGGACCGGGCAGGUACUACCCGGAGCGGGCCGGGAGCGCCACGUACCCCAGCGCGCCCCGGCACAGCAUCGCGCCCCGGAACUGGGGAGUCCCCGCGGAGCAGCGGACCCCAGGCCCCGGGACCUACACGGUGCCCUCGCUCUUGGGCCCGCGCGUCGUCGGCAAAGUCUCGGCCCCGACCUUCUCCAUGUGCGGCCGCAGCGCCGUCGGCAGCUUCUGCGAGGACCUCAGCAAGACCCCGGGUCCCUGCGCCUACCACGUGGUGAGCCCCGCGGUCUACAAGCCCCGGGCCCCCCAGUUCACCGUGCUGGCGCGCACGUCGCUCCCCGAAGACGACGAUCGGAGGCCGGGGCCCGCGACCUACAACGUGGACCAGGUGGCCCGGAGUCUCGGGUCAAGGCCCCGGAAGCCUCGAGGCUGGAGCUUCGGGAUCCGGCACUCGGACUACGUGGCGCGGCUCGUCACCGACGUGGAUGACUGA